This is a messenger RNA of Ogataea parapolymorpha DL-1, 1701 nucleotides long. RefSeq names its product Septation protein imp2. NCBI's taxonomy places the organism in Eukaryota, Fungi, Ascomycota, Pichiomycetes, Pichiales, Pichiaceae. Gene Ontology annotation, cellular component: cytoplasmic side of plasma membrane; cytoplasm; plasma membrane. The record is from RefSeq and is a predicted model, not a curated record. Gene Ontology annotation, biological process: cytoskeleton organization. The transcript has a single exon. Gene Ontology annotation, molecular function: protein binding; phospholipid binding. The coding region runs from base 1 to 1701 and encodes 566 amino acids.
AUGGAUCACUUGUAUUCGCGUAACUUCUGGUCUCCCGACGAUUCUGCCUGCUCGUUUCUGCUAGGACACUUCAAUGGAGGCUCCAAGACUGCAGACGCUGUGCUUGCCUUCUACAAAGAACGAAUGGCGAUAGAGCAAGAGUAUGCCAAACGUUUGUGCACCCUUUCACGGAAGAUUGACCUUGGCAAGCACGAAAUAACAGGCAGUCUGAAAAGCAGUCUUGAUGUGCUUGCUCAGGAAACCGAACAACUUGGCAACAGUCAUUAUUCUCAGGCAAACAAGAUUGCAACCGAUGUGUAUAAACCUCUGACUGAAUAUGCAACAGAUCGCAAAAACCAAGGCAAAAUACUCGAUUCUGGACUGUCCAAGCUGAUGAAACACAAAAGAAACCUUGAAUCCAAGGUUGAGCUUGCUCGCAAGAAGUAUGAAGCUCACUGGGUGAAGGUCAAUAAUUAUAAAACACAGCAGAUUCUUAUGGAUGAGACAGAAGCUUAUAGGACACAAAUGAAGGUGAACAAACUCAUGGAUCAGAUGAGUGAGGCACGUGAUGACUACCGUGGCCUUGUUAAUGAGUACAAUAAUAUGCUGAAUGUGUGGAAAAACGAGUGGUUCUCUGCCUGUGAAAACCUGCAGUCUAUGGAGGAGGAGAAAAUCAAAUUCCUGAAGGCCAACAUUUGGGAAUAUGCAAAUAUUGUGAGCUCGACGUGUAUUUCAGACGAUCAAAGUUGUGAAAAUGUCCGUCUGAGUCUCGAGAAAUGCUCGUAUCGAGCUGACAUUACAUCCUUUGUUGAGGAGUUCAAAACAGGCAAUACCAUGUCUUCACCUGUGAACUUCAUCGACUAUGCCCGCGGAGACAUUCCUCAAAGAAAAGGCGGGAUCCAGACGGUCGAUCUCACCAGCAUUCCUAAAAUCACCGAACAGCGCGAACAAUUGGGACGCAAAAAGAUUCCACCUCCAAAGCCAACCCAAGAGCAGCAGAUGCAAUUUGAUCUCAUUGAUAGACGCGAGGAGACAUUCAAGCAGCUACAGGAACAGGCCCAGCUUGAAGCCUCUCAGCUGCGGAGCACAGGAACAAAAACUGCCUCUGAGCCAAGCUCUAACCUCGUUUUCUCGGAAUAUUCUGACGGAACGGAAGCCUCGAGCUCCCACGAAGACGAGUUCAAACAGUCGAAGCAAGAGUCCACAUACUCCAAUCCUCUGCUGCAUUCUCUGGUAUCCGACAAACCAACUGAGCCUAUUCGGCUGAAGAAGUUUAAUAUUUUUGGCAAGACUGAGAAGCCAGUGAACCCAUUAGAAGCCUAUUUGAGCGACCUUCAAUUAGGUGGAAAUGGCGACAUGUCCAAAUUCCGUGACUCGAUGCAGAUCAGUGAUGAAUCGAAGCAGGAAAAGAACGACAAUCGAGCACCGUCUUUCACCUUCAGCAGGAACAACUCCGUCAGAAAAUCAAAAUCGUCCACCACCUUGAAAGGAAAGUUUGUGAACCACGCGAACCUGCCAUCGCGCUCAUCAGAAGGCUUCCCUGUUCUCAAAUACUGCCGAGCUCAGUACUCAUACAAUGCCAGCAUCGAGCAGGAACUGUCCUUCAAAAAGCGUGAUAUUCUAAUGAUCCUGCAUCAGCAACCUGACGGAUGGUGGUUUGCGGAAAACAUCAACACAGGAAAGUCGGGCCUUGCCCCUAGCAACUAUCUCGUUGAUAUGUAA